AAUUUCCGACUCGCCCCUAACUCGUCGUCCUCGUCAUUCUAGCAGAGCCAUAGAUCAGAAAAAAGCCCCAUUCUCUCUGUUUCUAUCCAUCUCUCUACGAUGGAGUUCCACAGAUUCUACCUGCUAGUCAUCUUGUCGAUUCUCUGUUCUCAAUCUAGGGCCGAAACUACUGGAUCUGUUUUCUUCAUUGAUAGCUCUUCUAAUCAGUUUUUCCGCAAAGCAACGGACGAUGUCACCAAGCCAGAUUUGAUUUUGGACACAGAAGCUGGUGCUGCAGUGUCAGUCUUGCUUGGAUUUGCGCCACCUUCCACUCUUUCAGCGGCUAGCUCAACUAAGUUGAAUCAAAUACUUGUGCCGAAUCCAUUCAACAGGCCUCGUGCUGUUUUCAUGCUGGAAGUUAGAGGAGUUGAUGGUCUAUAUUCUGAACUAUUGGCAAAAGAUAAUGCCAUCUCUGGCAGUAUCCUUAGUAGCAAGAUUGCUUUUGGGUCAGAGAAAUCCGAAAUUCAACUUCCAGCUGAAGAUGAAGUUUCUGUAGUUUCUUUGGAUGAACCAUUCGCUGAUCUUACCGACAAAGAAAUUAGCACUUUUGCAUCGUGGAUGGGUGGGGUCUAUGAUUAUGAUACUGCAGAAACAUUAAAUGGAGAGCUGAUCAUUCCUUUGGCCAAUGGUGCUAAUAUGAAGCUUCAUAUGUCAAAGAAAGCAGACAGGGAAUUUACUGCAAGUCUUCUGUCUCUUGUCCGUAACUUAAGGAAUGCAAUGGAUAUGCAUGAAGACUUAUCUCAUGGUACACGCAGUCCAGCUGAGUUGUUGACUGGUUCCUUUGAUGGCAUUAAGAUUUUGCGAGAGCAAUAUAGAACAGAGGGUUCUGCUCAACAUGGAAUGGAGUUACUACUCUCUACAUUGUCCAAGAUAUACAAUGAACUGCAAGAUGCAUACAAAGGUCAAAUUGUCGGAGUCAUCUUUUGCUCUGGCGAAGCUUCUAUGGAGUCAAGCAAGAUGCUGGAUGUGAGUUUUGCUCCUCAGCGAUCUGGGCGUUUGUUGGAGGAAAACAAAUUACCCCGUGAUACGGUUCUCGAAGUGUUGUUGGUUAGGGGUAUCCUUGCUUGGACCACAGGAAUUAUACUUCUCGUUUCAACCCUCAUAGGGAUAUGCUUCCUUUUCAAUAUGCCGCUCACAAGAGAUACCCUUUUGUAUUCUAAUGUCAAGCUUGACUAAACAAGCACUAGGGAGAUCUAAGUAAUGGGUGCUUGAACUGUCAAAAGAAGACCAGAUUGCCAUUGGACCUUCUAUACAAUUUGUUUUCUGAAGAUGCAUCACAUGCCUGCCUUUGUCCAAUUUACAUUGUUUAUAUUGAAACCUCUACCUAUUCUGUGGUAUUAAACACAGGUAGUUCUUAGGUUAUCUGAGUUUUCUCAUCCAGACAUUAAUGACCAGCUCAGUGAGGAAUUUUCUUUAGAGAGAUUCUCGAUAGCCACUUUGUUUUUUUUUUUUUUGGAUGUAAAGCACUGGACUGGUCAUCUUGGGUGGGGAAGAAUUUGUGUUUUAAGCAGAUAAAAAUAAUUAUGUGCAUUUGGCCAUGAGGAGAUUCUCUUAUCAUGUGUAUUUGUUUAUUAGAUUUCAAUAAUAUAUUUAUGUAUUUUCCAA
Molecule: messenger RNA, 1644 nt
Organism: Humulus lupulus (European hop)
Lineage: Eukaryota; Viridiplantae; Streptophyta; Magnoliopsida; Rosales; Cannabaceae
Exons: 11
Coding region: 100-1215 (371 amino acids)
Cellular component (GO): endomembrane system
Source: RefSeq, a predicted model, not a curated record